UCUAGUCUGGUUUUGCGACCUUGAAAAGCAAACAACCAAACUGGCGGUUAAGCCAAAACACACACGCACACCUCACCAGCUUUGCCUCUGUUCUCUCUGAACCUUAAAUACUAUAUGAACAGCACAACAUGAUCUUCAAUCUCAGACCAGCAAACGACGACAAAAUAAGUACAAAACGGCGUUAUAAUAUUUCUCAUUAGAAAUCUUUUGAAGCAUAUAGGAAAUGAAAAUGCUACAGCAUAUAGGAGAAGAAAUGGCGCCCUCAGGUGGCCAGGCAGUGAUGGUGGGAGUCAAGCUUGACUCACAAAGUAGAGAACUGUUGACUUGGGCUAUGGUCAAAGUGGCCCAACCCGGUGAUACUGUUAUUGCUCUCCAUGUUCUCGGUAAUAAUGAAAUUGUAGAUCGAGAAGGCAAGUCUUCUUUUUUGUCUCUUGUCAAAGCUUUUGACUCUGUUCUUGCCGUAUAUGAAGGUUUCUGCAACUUGAAACAGGUGGAUCUCAAGCUCAAAAUAUGCAGAGGUUCAUCCAUUAGAAAAAUUUUAGUUAGAGAAGCAAAUUCUUAUUCAGCAAAAAAAAUUAUUGUUGGGGCAGCCAAAAGCCACCAUACAAUCCGGUCGCCGACAUCUGUAGCUAAGUACUGUGCCAGAAAGCUAUCAAAAGAUUGUUCGGUUGUUGCUGUAGACAAUGGGAAAAUUGUGUUUCAAAGAGCAGGCUCUCUUGCCAAAAUUGGAGAUUCAAAUGGAACUGAUGAUAAUCAUCACCGGAACAGUAUUUUUAAUGUAAUUCAUAGGUCAAUUUCAUCGAGUAAAAGUUCUAAAGUACUAAAUGAAAGUAUUACUAAUGGGGCCUUAAACUUCGAGGAGGGCAAUGACCCAUUUUUGCAGCAGGCCUUGGCUAAAGCUCGGCCAAAUAGUUUGGGGAGUAUAAUGAAGAAAAAUUGCUCAGUUUGUGGAGCAAUUGAUAAUUCUACUGAUAAUUCAUGUAACCAAACUGCAAAAAAGUCUUCUAGUGAUGAUUGUAAGUCUUUGGCUUUAGUGCCAGUAUCAAAAUUAAAGGAACCUUCUAGUUCAGUUUCCUCAUUAAUUACACAAGUGCCUGAAUUGAAACCUGGUUGGCCAUUACUUCGCCGGCCAAUCUUGCCCAACCAAGCGGGGGCAUCGGAGAGAUCCUCGGUAAGGCAGAUCUCAGUGGUUCAGUGGGCAAUGAGGUUGCCUAGUAGGCAAUUUUCUUCGUCUAUUCCCAAUUUGGAUCACAGACAGAAUGGUUCUGACAAGAAUGAAGAUCAAUGCAGUUUAGAUGGAGAAAGUGGUGCAAUUGUUCCUGUUGAUGCUGAGAGUAUGACAAUUCCACCUUCUCCUGAUCAAAAUUCAAAAGUAUUGCCAAAGGAAUUGGAGGGUUUUCAUGAGAAAUACUCAGCAACUUGUAGAUUGUUCAAGUACCAGGAACUUCUGUCAGCCACAUCUAAUUUCUUGGCUGAAAAUUUGGUUGGGAAAGGAGGCAGCAGCCAAGUCUAUAAAGGUUGCCUUCCUGAUGGGAAAGAACUUGCUGUCAAAAUCUUGAAACAAUCUGAAGAUGUAUUGAAGGAGUUUGUUUUAGAAAUUGAGAUCAUUACUACUUUAAAUCACAAGAAUAUUAUUUCUCUUUUGGGGUUCUGUUUCGAAGACAACAACCUUCUCUUGGUUUAUGAUUUCCUAUCAAGAGGAAGCCUUGAAGAGAACCUCCAUGGUAACAGAAAGGACCCUCUUGCAUUUGGUUGGAGUGAGAGAUACAGGGUUGCUGUAGGAGUAGCAGAGGCCUUGGAUUAUCUUCAUAAUGGUACUGCUCAACCUGUGAUCCACAGGGAUGUUAAAUCAUCAAACAUAUUAUUGUCUGAUGAUUUCGAGCCACAGCUUUCUGAUUUUGGACUUGCUAAAUGGGCAUCAACUUCAUCAUCUCAUAUAAUCAGUACUGAUGUUGUUGGAACCUUUGGUUACUUGGCUCCUGAAUACUUUAUGUAUGGAAAAGUAAACAACAAGAUCGAUGUUUAUGCAUUUGGUGUUGUACUCCUUGAGCUUCUUUCUGGGAGAAAACCCAUAAGCAAUAAUCACCCAAAAGGCCAAGAAAGUUUAGUUCUGUGGGCAAAGCCAAUUCUAAAUGAUGAAAAGUUUUCCCAAUUACUAGACCCAAGCUUGGGUGAUGACUAUGAUCAUGAUCAGAUGGAAAGGAUGGUGUUAGCUGCCACUCUCUGUGUAAAACGCUCUCCACGUGCUAGGCCUCAAAUAAGCCUUGUGUUGAAGCUCCUUCAAGGUGAUACUGAAGUGAUGAAAUGGGCAAGGCUACAAGUGAACACUGCAGAAGAACCUGAGAUGCUGGAUGAUGAUGUGUGUCCACGUUCGAAUCUACGGUCACAUCUUAACCUUGCAUUGCUUGAUGUGGAGGAUGAUUCACUCUCCUUGAGCAGCAAUGAGCAAACAGUUUCAUUAGAGGACUAUUUGCAAGGCAGGUGCAGCCGAUCAUCAAGCUUCGACUAACCAACCACACAUUUCUGGAUAGAGAAAAUGUUAGCAAUACAUAUCAAUCACUCUCUUGUGAUUCCUUUUUGUAUAUUCUUUUGUGUUUUUUUUUCCUAUCAAACUCUGUGUCUUCUUUUGUUUCCCUUGCAUAUUGGGUUUACAGAUAGGUGUUGGAUGAGAGGUCGUUUGUGGUGUGCCCUCCUCCUUCCCUUAGCAGUCAUUAUCAAAAUUCUCCAACUUCUUGGAAUAGUUUCUUUUCUUUAUUUCUUUUUCUUGAUAUAUAUAUAUAUAUAACCAAAGUGUCGGUGGUGAAAUGAAUCAAGAGUUGAAGUGAUCAAUCUGUUGUAAUAGUUAAACAUAAUCUUUCUUGUAUUUGGAGCAUUCUCUGAUUAAGAGAGUGGUGAGCCCAAGUAAUCAUUACUCCAGAGUUGCCUUCAAAAGGCUAAUAA
Jatropha curcas is the source of this 2940-nucleotide messenger RNA. Its product is annotated as protein kinase STUNTED. The record is from RefSeq and is a predicted model, not a curated record. Gene Ontology annotation, biological process: protein phosphorylation. Gene Ontology annotation, molecular function: protein kinase activity; ATP binding. NCBI's taxonomy places the organism in Eukaryota, Viridiplantae, Streptophyta, Magnoliopsida, Malpighiales, Euphorbiaceae.